UACAGCUCGUGGGGGGGGGCUGGGACCCAGGUGCCCUGGCUUCUACUGGCUCUGACAGGGGCCUGCGGGGGCAAGAACAACUAUCUUCAGGACUGGAGAAGGGCAGAUAUAGCCCCAUCUUCAAAAAGGGGAACAAAGAGGACCUGGGAGUUAUAGACCAGUCACCCUAAUGUUGAUUCCUGGAGAGAGACUGGGACAAAUGAUGACACAGUCAACUUGGGACCCGGCGCCGGCCCCGCCGCCAUGGAGUUCCCGGACCUGGGCGCGCACUGCUCCGAGCCGACCUGCAAGCGCCUGGACUUUCUCCCUCUGAAGUGUGACGCGUGCGAACAGAUAUUCUGCACCGACCACAUCACCUACACCCAGCACCAGUGCACCUCUGCCUACAAGAAGGACGUGCAGGUCCCCGUGUGCCCUCUCUGCAACAUCCCCAUCCCUGUCAAAAAGGGGGAGAUGCCUGAUGCGGUGGUGGGGGAGCACAUCGACCGAGACUGCAAAUCCGACCCCGCCCAGCGCAAGCGCAAGAUUUUCACCAAUAAGUGUCUGAAGCCUGGCUGCAAGCAGAGGGAGAUGAUGAAGGUGAUCUGUGACCAGUGCCACGGGAACUUCUGCCUCAAGCACCGGCACCCCCUGGAUCACGACUGCAAUGGGGUGGGGCGCCCCCUCUCCAGAGCCGGACACGCUGCGGUUGCGAGAGCCCAAGCGUCCUCCUCUAUGGCAGCCGGGACAUCGAGCAGAGGAGCUUCCAGACCGGCGACCCGGCCGGCAGCCGGCCCCCCUGCUCCAGCCCCAAGCAGAGGCGGCGUGAUGGUGAGACUGCCGCCCAGCAGCACCUCGCCCCCGGCCGUUGCGCUGCAGAAUGGACUGAGUGAAGACGAGGCACUGCAGCGAGCCCUGGAGAUGUCCCUGGCAGAAUCGGCGCCCGGCUCGGCACGGGCGCUCAGCAGCGCGCAGGAGGAGGAGGACCUGGCCCUGGCGCGGGCGCUAGCCGCGAGCGAGGAGGAGUACCAGCGGCGGCAGCAGGAGCAGGCCCAGAGCCGGAGUUCGAGGCCAUCAGACUGCAGCAUGUUCUAGGCUGGGAGCACCACUAUGCCUAGGGCCUGCCCGCAGCACUGGGUACCAUUGCCCAGCUCUGCCAGGCCCUGCCCGAGCGCCACCUGCAGAGGGCCGCCAGGGGCUUCUCCUGCCUCUUCCACAGCUAGAAACAAUCAACCAAACGCUGGCCAUGCCUGCUCCCUGGAGAAUAGACCGUAGCUGAACAGCAAGCUACCGCCGUCACUGCACGGGGCUGCCUCAGGCCACACCCGGUUCCCACACACCAGAGCCGGCCGCGGGUGUGAGGGGCGCCCUGCAGCUGCCAGCAGGCCGGCCUUAGCUGGCGAGGAGGAGUAGCAGCUGCCAUGGGCGUUGUGCCUCAGUCCCUCACACACCUGCCACAGUGUCAAGAGUGGGCUGAAGUGGGGGGACCUCUGGCCUGGAGGUGGAGCGUUACCCCUGGGGUGUCUCGACCCCAAUACCUGCACUCUGACCCAGGCUGGGUCAUGUCCAGUCCCCUGCCCCACACAUUACAAAGGGGCCAGAGCAGCCCCCAGCUCAGCGCUGCCCUGCACCGCGUGGGAGGGGCUGCUGGAUGUUUUAAGGGAAUGGCUGCUCUGCACUCUUCUCACUUCCCGCCGGAGGCUGCCUGGGCCAGAACUGACCCCCACCUCUUCCCCCUCCCCAGAUGCCCAGGAGGAGGGAUGGUCAUAGCUGGGUAACACUAAUUUCCCCCUCAGUGGGGACUCAGCCCUGUCCCUGUCGGCCCCACAGGGGCCCUGCAGCUGCACUCACUGUGCUGGCCACUCUAUGUAGCAGAGUCCCCUGCCCUGCAAGACCUGGCACCUUCCCUGCGUUGACAUCCCCCGUGCAUGACUCCCUGUGUCCUACAGGCAGGGCCCAGCUGUGGGGCCAGGCCAGCCUUUCUCAGCCCCUCUCCUUAACUCCUCGGGUGCUGGAUGUGGGGGAGGAAGCUGGGAAAAGCAGCUGCUCUGUUUCCCAUGGGAACAGAGCCUCUCCGGGCCAUGAUCACGGACUGCCCCGAUGCCACUGCUAAGAGCCCACCCCCCAACCCAGCCCUUGCCCUGGGACAUCACCUGACCUCGAAGUGGAGCAUCUCCCCUGGUGAUAGGGACCAGGCCUCUGGAGUCUUCCCCAGAGCAGCCCCUUCUAGUCCUUCUGACUGCAGGGCUCGGGGCCGGCCUGGCAUGAGGCCAGGGCCCUGCCAGCAGGCUGCUGAGUGGCGGGGGCUCUCCUCAGCUCGGGCCUUUUGCCGGGCGAUGCUGCCUGAGGUGGUCAGUGCAGACGCUUGGACACGCCGGAAGCUGCUCCCCUCCAGCUCUGCGGGCACAGGGCUCGGCGCCGCCAGACCUUGCUGCAGUGAUGGCCGCGUGUGCCGUACUGGGUGACAGCUGCGGCCGGGCGCCUCGUCCUGCGCCCUGAGCUUGUGGCCGGGCCGGCUGCGGCACUCAGGAGCAGGGGUGGUGAAAGGUUGCUCUCCGCAGGGCUGGAGCUGUCUGGCGGCCAAGUGCUGCGUGGAGGGAAAUAAAGUCCUACCCAAAA
Messenger RNA from Chelonia mydas (Green sea turtle), 2598 nucleotides. RefSeq names its product zinc finger AN1-type containing 2B (gene ZFAND2B). Gene Ontology annotation, molecular function: zinc ion binding. Gene Ontology annotation, cellular component: cytoplasm; endoplasmic reticulum. The transcript has 10 exons. NCBI's taxonomy places the organism in Eukaryota, Metazoa, Chordata, Testudines, Cheloniidae. The record is from RefSeq and is a predicted model, not a curated record. Bases 244 to 1074 code for a protein of 276 amino acids. Gene Ontology annotation, biological process: protein targeting to ER; proteasome-mediated ubiquitin-dependent protein catabolic process.